GUCGGGGCACAGCGCCGGAGUCUCUCCGCCCGCCGCGCGUCUCCCGCCCGCCGCGCGUCUCCCGCCCGAAGUGUUCGCCCACUAACAACUGCCCUCCAAGAGAAUGGAGCCUUGGAAGAGAAGGUAUAAUGAGGAAUUAGGUCAUUCCAGAAAGAUGAGAAUAUUUAGUAUCUUUACAUUCAUGGCUCACUGUUGUUUGCUGAAAGCAUUUACUAUCACAGUGCCCAAGGACCUGUAUGUGGUAGAGUAUGGCAGCAAUGUGACAUUGGAAUGCAAAUUUCCAGUAGACAAACAAUUAAACCUGUUGGCAUUAGUUGUUUACUGGGAAAUGGAGGAUAAGAAAAUUAUUCAAUUUGUGAAUGGGGAGGAAGACCUGAAUGUUCAGCACAGUAGCUACAGCCAGAGGGCCCUGCUGUUGAAGGACCAGCUCUCCUUGGGAAAGGCCGCACUUCAGAUAACAGAUGUGAAAUUGCAGGAUGCAGGGAUUUACUGCUGCUUGAUCAGCUAUGGCGGUGCCGACUACAAGCGGAUUACUUUGAAAGUCAAUGCUCCAUACCGCAAAAUCAACCAAACAAUUUCUGUGGAUCCAGUCACCUCUGAACAUGAACUAAUAUGUCAGGCUGAGGGUUACCCUGAGGCUGAAGUCAUCUGGACAACCAGUGACCACCGAGUCCUGAGUGGCAAAACCACCAUCACCAGCUCUAGGAGGGAGGAGAAGCUUUUCAACGUGACCAGCACGCUGAGAAUCAACACAACAGCUAACGAGAUUUUCUACUGCACUUUUCGGAGAUUAGGUUAUGAGGAGAACAGUACAGCUGAGUUGGUCAUCCCAGAACCAUAUGCAGAUCCAGCAAAAAACAGGACUCACUUGGUGAUUCCAGGAGCUUUCCUGUUGCUCCUUAGUGUAACCCUGACAGUCAUCUUCUGUCUAAAAAGAGAUGUGAGAAUGAUGGAUGUGGAAAAAUAUGGCACCCAAGAUAUGAACUCAAAGCAACAAAAUGAUACACAGUUUGAGGAGACGUAAUCCAGCAUUGAAACUUCUGACCUUAAAGCAGGGAUUCUCAGCCUAUGGUUUGAGUUCGUCAGGGCUAGGUGUGUCCAGAGGCAUGCAGUGGGCCAGGGGGCUGCAGGUAAUGUAGAACUUAAAAGCCCCAAGCUCUGAAAAUGGAAGCUGGGAAAGAAGAGGAGAACAAAGGAAGAAGGAGUAAAAGAGGUAGCCUGGAAGGAAACCUUGGUACUUCAAAAUGACUGGAAGACUCAUCAGUGCAUAUGAAAAGGAGAAAGGACACUUCUGAUUGAUAAACCUCCAUGCAGAUUAUCCAUCACUCAUCCUAGGAAAACAGGUUGAGAUGCCCCGUUUUAAUGGUCAGUUCCUGCAGAAGUGCCCUUUGCCUUCACUCAGUGUCUUGAUUUGUCUUCUGGGUGAUUGAGAGUCCCAGUGUCACAACAGCACUUAAGUAUGAGUUAUUUUUAUUUAUUUUGAGUCUGUGGGGUCUUGUCAUGUGAGUGUGGUUGUGAGUGAUUUCUUUUGAAGAUAUGCUGUAGUAGAAGUUAAAAUUUUGUCACCAGACCAAACUUACUACUUGAUAACUUGUAUGUGUCCAGUAAAAUAUAGUAUUUGUAAAUUGCUUGAUAUCCUCUAUAACUAUCAGUACAUAGGAAGCAUAGAGAACAAACCAUUGGUUUGUAUAGGAUAUGACUUUAUUUAACCCGUUGAUACUUUGAUUGACUUGGAUAAUCUUAUUCUCCGACACCAAAGUAAGGUACGUUACCAAAAUAUCUGUUACAUUUAAAUAUCAGCUUUACAACUGUGUGUACACAUAAUCUAAUUUCAUCCCUGUAGCAGCUGUGUUGUGAUAAGCACUAUUAUUCUACCCAUUUCACAGCUGAGGGAGCAGAGAUAGAGUAACUUGCCCAAGACAAUAAAUAGCAGACCUCAGAUUUCCAAGAGGAAAAUCUGUCACCCACUGUCCUUUAAUUAAUUUAUUUAUUUUAACUCAAGUAUAGUUGAUUUACAGUAUUGUGCCAAUCUCUGCUGUACAGCAGACUGACUCAGUUAUACACAUGUAUACAUUCUUUUUAAAGUUUUUUUAAAUUAAAAAAAUUUUUUUACUCACUAUCCUUAUAGAAUACAAUUUACAGCUGUAUUUUACUUUAAGAAAUUCAUUCAUUCAGCAAAUAUUUAGCAAGUGCUCUACCAUGUCAUUCACUGUGCCACGCAGAGUCUACAGAUGUGAGCAAGAUAAAGCACCUUCCCUCAAGGAGCUCCUAGUAUAGUGGGGACAUCAGUAAGAAAAUGUAUUGCUACAAUGUGGUGCAUUAUCAUAGCAUGAGGUGUUAGAGGAGAAUGAUUGUGUGAUGAGAAAAGUCUAGAAAGGAGCGCUCUGGGUAGCCAGCCAAUGUAUUCCUGGACAGUUGAAAAUAUGUACACAUUUUAAUAAUCAAAGCAAUUUUAGUUCAUGAGUUUUGUUUUUUAAAACUGUGGAAAACAGCUCUUGAAUUCCUUUUCUAUCACUGUAUUUACCCCUGAUUUGUUUGCCUUGCCAUGCAAUUUGAUGCUUAUUUAUAUAGUGCCUAGUAUUGUCUAGCAGUUUUCUUCUUUAUUUAAAUCCAAUGGAAUUUUGAAUUCAUGCUUUUUCAUGAUUCAAAAUUCAGAAAGUCUAACAGGAGACAUCAAAAAGUCUCCAUUCCAUCCUCUACUCAUCUAGCUUCCCUUUCCAGAAGCAACCACUCUUGUCUUUUAUUUGUCUUUAAAGAUAUUCUAUGAAUACAUUUGGAAAUGUUUGUAAAAUGUGUGUAUAUUUUCAGUUUUUGCUCUAUUUCACGUACGUGGUAAUGCAUUAUGCGUCUGCUGUGCACUUUGUUAUUUUUAUUUAACAUACUGUUUCUUAUGUAGUAGACAGCACAAAUUUGAAGUUCCCAGAGGCUAGGCACUAUGUCUUGUUUGUUCCAAGUCAUCUAUUCCACAGCCUCUUAGUAUCUUUCAUAAGAUGUGGCACAUACUAAAUAGUUACUACAUGUACAUUUAGACAACCAGCAUUUGUCAAGACUUGCUUUAUGACUGUGUUUGGAUUUGGUUUAUUUUGUGUUUCUCAAAGAAAGAGUGUAUUUCUCAAAAUGGGUUUUCCAGGGUACGUGAGGUCAACCUGGUCCUAAAGGAUGACUUGAUUGCCAAGUCUGUAUGACAGAAUCAUAUCUGGAACUUGUUUUUUUCUGUUUUCCCUUGAGUAUAAAUUUGACGUUGAUGUUGCACUUGCAAAAUUACAUGUUCUUUUUGGAAAUUCUAGUUAAGUACCUUGAUCCUAGACCUUCGUCUGUGCCAGCACAGGCCUGUGAGGCCUGUGAGCUGUGCCUGAACCUUUGAGUCCCACCAGUUCUCACCACUACACAGGCAUCCUAAGACAUUGCCUUCCAAAAGUUCACAUGCCCUCUGAGGCGGUCCUAGAGCGUUUCUUCCCCCUUGACCAUUUACCUGGAUCGAUGACAAGGAAAACCUUCCUUGCUUUGCCACAUGUCAAGGCUGAAGAAACAGAAUCUCCAACAGAACUCUUCCUGUUAUGUUUUUGUACAUGUUCAUUUGCACAAUAUCCCUUGUUUGGGUGAAAGCAUCCUUUGUUUAUGUGAAAUACAAGCUAGGAUUCUGGUUCAGCAAGACAUAAAGUCUGUUUACUCCAUUCCCAAAUCUUAAUGCCUUCUUGUGGUAUUGGAUUUGUAAGGCACUUUAUCCCUUUGUCUUGUGUUUCAUUGUAAAUGGUAUAUGCACAGAUUAUAUUUAAUUCUGCAUUUGAUUGUCACUGUUUACACUUGCAUUAAUUUAAUAAAAUUUUCUUAUUU
Molecule: messenger RNA, 3834 nt
Organism: Hippopotamus amphibius kiboko
Lineage: Eukaryota; Metazoa; Chordata; Mammalia; Artiodactyla; Hippopotamidae
Gene: CD274
Product: CD274 molecule
Exons: 8
Coding region: 104-1024 (306 amino acids)
Biological process (GO): cellular response to lipopolysaccharide; cell surface receptor signaling pathway; immune response
Cellular component (GO): external side of plasma membrane
Source: RefSeq, a predicted model, not a curated record